Molecule: messenger RNA, 21345 nt
Organism: Trichomonas vaginalis G3
Lineage: Eukaryota; Parabasalia; Trichomonadida; Trichomonadidae
Exons: 1
Coding region: 1-21345 (7114 amino acids)
Source: RefSeq, a predicted model, not a curated record
AUGGAUAACUUGCUUAUCCUGCUAAUUCCCUUACUGGGAUAUGCAGGCCUUAAUGCAAUGUUAGCACUAAAAAGGCAUAAGAGACGAUCUUCUUUAUCUAAUAGACAGUUUGAAGAAGAUUCAGAUGGAGAAUAUUGCAUUCAGGAUGUCACAGAAGACACCGAAUCUGCAAAAAUCUCAAUAGACAGCAUCACUUGCCGCGAUUCUCCGGAUGCUAUUCUCUUUCCAUCAGAAGAUAACGUUGAAAUUGUUGCUGACCACGUUAAAAUAGAAAAUAAAAGCGACAAACCACUUUCUUCAGAGAAUGUUUACAGUGAAAUUGGUGAACAUAUAGUUCCAACUAUAUUAUCUAGAUUUUUACCUCAAAUUAAUAUUCAUUUCAACAAAAUAGUCGAACAAAAUUCUCAAGAUAAUAACGAAAUCAUUCAUACAGAUGCAAUUGUCGACUUUGCCAAAUCGAAUAUUGAAAUUACGGAAAGUAAUCAACAAUCUUUUCCGAUUAUUUUUGGUAAAUCCGAAGAGCAGAUUAUUAAAGACCAUCAAAAAUCAGUUUGCAACAGAUUAACUAUCAGCGAAGUACAAAAUGAAAUCACCGCGAUUCCUGAAGAAAACAAUUUUACAAUUCAGAGUGAAGAAGUUUUCGAAAGAAAGAAGAACUUCAAAUAUUCAGCAGAAGAUGAAUAUGUUCCACUCUCAAUUAUCAACAGACUCGCGUUUGAAAAAUUUGAACACAUAAAUGUUCCAUAUUUACCAUUCCCUGACUACAGAGCCAUUCCUCCUGUUGAGAGAAUCAAUAUCAGCAUACCACCUGUCCAUCAUGAAGAAGAUGGAGACCAAUCUUAUUCUCAUUCAGCUUCUAACGAGUCACAAGAAGGUUACAGUGAAGAGUCAGAGGUUACAUCAAACGUUGAACCAACAAAUGCUUCUCAAUUAGAAAAAAUACAACCAAUUGAUGUCGAUAUUGAAGAACCAUCGAAAGAAAACGUUACAGAACAACUUUCACAAGAAGAUAUUAAUGAUACAAGCGCAAUUGAUCAAAUAAAUCCUGAACAAGAUAAUCUUAAUAUUUCAUUACUUAAUGAUAUCAAUCAAAUACAAAAUAUUGAUAGCCAACAUCCAGGAAAUUAUGAAUUAUAUGAUCCGUUCUACGUUAAGCCAAAAUAUUCCGUUCAACCGACUCAAAUUAUUUUUGCUCAACCUGUUCAAACUGAAACAAAGUCAAAUGAGCCAAAUGAAGGACACAAAUCUCCGAAAUCAUCUCAAAAUUCCGAAAAUGAUUACGAAGAAGAUUUUGAUCAAAUUCAUGCACGAGAUGUAGGAUUUGAGUUCACAACCGCAGAAAUUGAUGAAAGCUCAAGCGUCGAGACACAUAUUUCUGCUGUUGAUCAAAAUAUUGUUCGACCAUUGAUCGAAAUUUCGGAAAUUGAUUAUCACCAAUAUGAUAACAAUGAAGAUGUUAAGAUAGAAAUGUCUUCUGUUUUGGAAUUUUCUUAUGAUAAUUUGGAAUCUCAAAAAUUAUUAUCUGAAACAACAGAUUUACUUGAUAAUUCUGAUUCAAAUCAACAAAAUGGACAUAUUGAUCUCAUGUUUUCAAGUUAUACUGAGAUUAAUUUGCCGAUUUCAGAUGAAAUUUCUGAAAUCAAAGAAAACGUAGUUCCAAUAGUACAAUCAGAACAAGCCGAACCAGAGAAACCAAUAGAACUAUCAAUUUCUGAAUCAUUUGGACAGAAUAUUAUUAUUCAAUCUGAAAUUGAAGAAAUUCCACAAAAAGAAGAGAUCAAACUUGAAAUAACCCAAAAUGAGAACAUUUCUAUUGAAAGAGAUAUUAAGGAUCUGAAGUUUGAGAAAUUUGAUCAAUUUAAUUUGGAAAAUCAAAGAAGAAAACUUGUUUUAUCGGACAAUAUCAUUGAGAUGAACUUGGCUUAUUCAACAUUCCAGUUGAUCCAAUCCAAUUUUGUCGAAUUUGAACAAAUAUUUUCAGAUAAACUCAAAAUUUGCAAACAAAUUGUUGAAUUACACCUUCCAAUUUCAGAUGCUGAACAAGGAAAUCAACUUCAGCCAUCAGAACUCAAAGAAACUCAUGUUGAUUUACAAGAUUUACAAGAAAAUCAACAAGAAAGUGAUAAAUUUGUCGAUCAAAAUACAUUGACCAACUUAUUUGAACCUCCUGUUUUGUCGAUGUCCGAAAUUGAGAAUUUAAUUUCCGUAAAUGAAGGAAAUGAGAAAGAAUUUGUAUUGAGUGAUAUCAAGAACAUCAUCAAUAUCAAUGAUAGAUCAAAUGAUCUCUCCAUUUCUCAAAUCCCGACAUUCUUUGUCAUUCCUUCGAUUAAAUCAGAAACAGAAAUUAGUCAAACAACUCUUUCAAUGUCACAAAUUGAGAGUUUGGAUGAAAUUCAACUUCCUUCUGACCUCAAAUACAGUGAAGUAUCGAAUUUCAAUAUUAAAAACGAUAACUCUCAAUUUGAAAACGGUUUGACAAUGACAGAAAUCUCAAAUAUCAACAUUUCACCAGUAAAGAGUGAAGAACAAAACCUUUCACUGUCAUCAUCAUUGUUCCAUGUGUUCGAUAACAAUGAUAACCAAGAAAGAAAUGUUUUGAUGAUUUCUAAUCUGGAAUUUUCUCAGAAAAGUGACAAAGAAGAACCAAACUUAGAGAUUUCAAACACAGAAAUCAAUCUUCCAAACAAAGAAGACAUUUCUCAGAUACUCCUCGAAAUUUCUCAACCAGAAAUUAAUCAGAAAAGUGACAAAGAAAUGACACUUUUACAAUUAUCACAACCAGAAUUUUCUUUGCAAAAUAAUAAUGAAAAUGAAGCCAAAUUCUUGGAAAUUUCUCAACCAGAAUUUUCAUUACAAAACAAAUCAGAAAAAUUCGAACCAUUUUUGGAAAUUUCUCAACCAGAAAUUAAUCAGAAAAGUGACAAAGAAAUGACACUUUUACAACUAUCACAACCAGAAUUUUCAUUACAAAACAACAAUGAAAAUGAAGAAGAAGAGGAAGAAGGAGAAAUCAAAGAAAGAUCAUUGAUGAUUUUGGAUGAUGAUAAAAAUUUGUCACUUUUACCAGAAAAAAGUGAAAAAUUAAAUAUUCCAGAGUUUGAAAUCUCCAAAUCUGUCUUCAAUACAAUUGGUUUCAACGAAAACAAACAACCAAUUAUAUCUGAUAUUGUCAUUUACGAAUUUAAUGAUGAAAAGAAUUCACAAAAACUGACAAUUUGUACCGAAGAAACAUUUGAUGUUGAAAACAACAAAAAUGAGUUAAACAUUGAUCCAAUUAUCUUUGAAUACCAUGCUUCCAUUUCUCCUGAGAUAAGAAAUGUUUUAUCUCCUAUCGAAUCAUUUGACAAAGAUUAUAAACAAAAUAAUUUGUCUUUCUCUGAUAAUUCAAAUGAAUUCAUAAGAAUAGGAAAUGAAACAAAUUUGUUGGAAAUUUCCAAUGAAUCAUUCUUCGUUGAAUCUAAGGCAGACAAGAUUAAAUUGGAGACAUCAAAUGUCAACGAAAAACAUCAGUUCAGACAGAUGUCUAAACUCAGCUAUUCCAAACCAUCAGAACUAUUCUUCUUCGAUCCAUCAACUCUACCUCAUUACGGAUUUGAGUUCCAAUCAUUCGAUUCAGAACCAAUCGAACAGAAAAUACCUGAAUUCUCAUUCAGUACAGCUCUCCAUCACAAGGAAGUUACUCAAAACGAAACACUUCUUUCUUGUGCAACUGUUCCAACAUAUUACUUAUACAUCGCUCCAAACGAAAAUCAAAAUGAAAAUGAAAAAGAAAAAGUGACAAUUUCAAAAAAUCCAACAGAAGAAAAUAAUGGCGAAGAAGAGUCCCAUCCAGAUAAAAAUGACACUAAAGAAGCAAAUCAUCAAGAAAAUGAAGAAGAAAAUAUUCCAGAAAAUGUUGAAAAUAAUGAUGUUGUUGAAAGAAAUAAUUUAAGUGUUUCUAAUAAUGAAAAUGAAUUUGAGCUGAUAAUGAGUGAUGUUUCACAUCAGUUUGUGGAACAGAUACCUUCACAAUUGACAUUAGUAACAAAUAUCAUUGACCACUCAUCAUUUGAAAGAAAUCCACUUUCAACAUCAGAAAUUUUCACUGAACAAUCAUUGAAUUUAGUUGAUCAAAACGAGUUUUACAAACAAAAACUAUCAAUUUCAAAUGAUUGCACAUGCAUAAUUGAUCUACAAAAACCACUUAGUUUAUCACCAAUAUCACAAACACUUAUAUCUAUCCAACCAAAACAAAACAAAUUCAAUAUCAAAGAACAAGAAAUCAUCGAAAUUAAACCAGAAGAAAAAAUCAAUGAAGAAGAGAAACAAACCAAUAUAUUUAGUGAAAUCAAAUUACUAGAUACAUUCGAAGUUCCUCUUCGUGAAAUUAACUCUAAAAUCAUCAAGUUAAGAGAUGAAUUUUAUGACAAUUCUGGUUUACAAAAACUGUUAUCUUUGAAUACUUUACAUGACAUUUCACUUUCACCUGAGAAGAAAGUUUAUAACUUAACGAGAUAUCAAAGUGAAACAGAGAUUAUAGAAGCAACAAUUCCUUCUUUGAGUGAAUCACAACCUUCUCAUUUCAAUUUCACUUUAUCUGACCAAGUUAAAUUAGAAAUCAAUGAAAUUUCAAAUGAUUUCGAUAAAGAAAACGAAACAAAUAAACUUGAAGUCAGUGAAAUGAAUUAUCAGUUCAGUGACAAGGAAUCUAAAGUUAAUUUAUCAGAAAGUUUCGUUGAUGAACAUAAUUUCGACCAAAAUCAAAAUGAUUUAACAACUUCUGAAUCCAAUUAUGUAUUUAGAGAUUCAAAUGAAGUCAAACUUGAGAAAUCAGGAUCAACACAUCAUUUCUUUGAAUCGAAACCAAAACUAUCAGUCAUGAAACCAACAGAACAAUUCUAUUGUGAGAAUGAUUUGUCUACUCCUUUGAGAUAUGAAAUAGAAACACAAUCAACAGACAAAUUAUCUCCAAAUAUGAAAUUGGAUAAUGAUAUUUACAAUGUAAGUAUUGAUUUGACUGAUGAAAGAUAUCAAUUGGAUAUUUCUAACUCUGUUUAUUCUUCAUUUAACUUUGGCGAGAAAGAAAAAAUUAAAUGUGAGAUUUCAUCAGAAGAAAUUGUUAAUUUUGCAGAAAAAGUUCAAACAAAACUUGGAAUUUCUACAUCAAUUUCAUCAUCAUUUACAUUUGUUCCAUCAUUAAAUGUCGAUAAAUAUGAAAUUGACAUUGAAAACGAAACGAAAGAAUUCUCUGUUUGUCACAAUGAUUCAAUUGACAUUGUUUGCGAAGAAAAAGAAGUAGAAAGUAAAGAUGUUGAUAAAGACUUCAAUGAAUCAGAAUCAGAAGAAGUUAAAACACUUAAUCUUUCUAUUGAAAGUAACGAAAUCAUUGACAAGAUUUCAUCACCACAAAACUUAUCUAUCACCGAUGACAUCAAUGAAUUCGAGAUUGAAGCAAGAAUUCCUCAACAAUUUAGUCUUAUUUCACAAGAAGUUGCCAAUUCACCAAGUACGAAACGAAACAUCUCUAUUUUAAGUGACGUUUAUGAAUUCUCUAAAUCGGAAACAGAAAAUGUUCAAUUUUCAGUUGAUUCUCAUCAUAUCUUUGAUCAAGAAGAAUUGACUAAACAUAACUUAUCAAUCACAGAAACAGCAACCGAAUAUGAGAAAUCAGAAAAUAAUAUCAAAUUCGAUAUUAAUUCCCAAGACAUCUUUGAGAAACAAAUAGAAGAUAAACAGAAGAUUAAUCUUUCCGUUGAUUCACAUGAUAUCUUUGAGAAAGAACAAGAGAAGUUUAAUGUUUCUAUUUCAGAGAAUAAGAAUGAAUUUGAAAAACAAGAACAAAAUAUUAAAUUAGAUAUUGAUUCACAUGAUAUCUUUGAGAAGAAAGAAGAGAAGUUUAAUGUUUCUAUUUCAGAGAAUAAGAAUGAAUUUGAAAAACAAGAACAAAAUAUUAAAUUAGAUAUUGAUUCACAUGAUAUCUUUGAGAAGAAAGAAGAGAAACAAAAUGUUUCUAUUUCACAAGAAAAGAAUGAAUUUGAAGUUUCCGAACAAACAAUUAAUCUUUCAGUUGAUUCACAGAACAUCUUCGAAAAGAAUGAAAAGAUUAAUUUAUCAGUUAAUAAUGAUUUGAAUGAAUUUGAAAGAGAAGAAGUUCAAAAACAAGAAUUAAGUUUGAAUUCUAGCGAAAUCUUUGAAUUGAACCAAGAAAAACAAAGCUUAUCAAUUACCAAAGAUGUAAAUAGUUUCGAAUUUGAACUACAAAAGAUCAAUCUUUCAGUUGAUUCCCAUAAUAUUAUUGACAUAUCUGAGAAAGAGAAACCAAAUGUUUCUAUUUCUCAAGAAAAGAAUGAAUUCAAAGUUAAAGAAAUGAAUAACAAUUUAUUUGUUAAUUCCAAUGAAAUCUUUGAAAAGAAUGAAGAGAAACAAAACUUAUCUAUAACUGAUGACAUCAAUGAGUUCGAAAAACAAGAACAGAAGAUUAAAUUAGAUAUUAACUCUCAUGAUGUAUUUGAGAAAGAAACAGAGAAGAUUAAUUUAUCAGUUAAUUCACAAGAAAUCAUUGACAUUGCAAUGAAAGAAGAAGAUAAAGAAAAGAAACAAAACUUAUCAAUUACUAAUCAUUUGGAUGAAUUCGAAGUUGAGCAACAAACCAAAGAAAUUAAAUAUGAAGUUAACAAAUGUGAAAUCUUAACAAUUGAAUCAACAAGAACUGAAUUUGAACUUAGCAAAGCAACACAAUUUGUUUACAUUCCAACACAAAACGAAUUUAGUGUUAGCUCAUCAACAAUUUAUGAGAUUCCAACAACAGAAAGAAAUCUUUCUCUUUAUACAAAUGAAUUUGUUGAAAUUCCAUAUGAAAAUGUUGAAACCAAAUCUGAAAUUUACAAACCAACAAUUGAAUUCUCAGAAGAUAUUUCACAUAAAAAACCAGAAACUACAAGAAAAGUUAAUUUAUCAUUGAAUACAAACAAUGUUGUUGAACUUAAAUCAGAAAUUUCUCGACCAAAGAUUGACAUUUCCCAAGAACUUUCUCAUGAAAAACUUGAAAAUGUUUCAAAUCUUUCAUUAAAUACAAACGAAAUUGUUGAAAUUCCUUAUGAAGUUGUUAAUCUCGAAUAUUCACAGUUUGAUGUCCAAUUCGCUUCAGAAGAGAAAGAAAUUCAUUUAGAACAAACUAAAUUAGAUGAAAUACAUAUUGACAACGAAGAACAAAAAUUAGAUUUGAGCAAAUCAAGUUAUUUCAUUUAUUCUCCAAUAAUUAAUACAGAACUUUCUAUUUCUCAACAAAACCAGUUUGAAAUUGAAAAUGAAAUCAAAUUGGAAUCAUCUAAAUCAUUAGUUAAUGAAAGAACAGAGAACAAAGUUAAUUUUGUUGUUUCUGAUUCAACAAAUUAUGAAUCAAUCAAAACAAAUGAUUCUAAUUUGAUGAAUUACAAAUCAGAACCAAUAAAUAUCAUUUCUGAAGUUAAAGAAAACGAAAUCAAUUCAAGAGAUAUGAAUUUUGAUUUCACAGAACAAAAAGAAUUAUCAAUAACUAAAGAAAAAAUUAUUGAUAUUUCUCCAACAGAAUCAAACAGAGUCAUUCAAUCUGAAACAUUUGAAAUUUCAAAGCCACAAUUAAAUUUAGUUCAAUCCGAAGCAUUUUACAAUUUCAGUGAUAAACCAACCAUUAAAUUGUCUUCUUCUGAUUCAUUCUUCAAUUUCAUUGAGAUGGAGAAACCACAUCUUUCUCAUUUGAAGCCAACAGAACAAUUCUAUUGCCAGAAUGAUGAAAUCAAAUAUGAUGUUUCAACACAAUCAGUUGAAGAAGAAACUCCAGAAUUUGAAAUUUCUAAGUCAUCUUUCUUCAAUUAUAUUCCAUUAGAAACAGAAGGUUUGUCUAUUUCUGAAUCCAAACAUUUAACUGUUGAUAACAAAGUUGAUUUGGAAAUGAGUGAAAUGAAUUAUGAUUCAUUUGAUUCCCAUGAAAAAUCAAAUCUUUUGACUUCAAUUUCUCAAGAAUUUGUUUUGUCAGAAAAAGAAAUUGAACUCAAAUUCAGUGACAUGAAUUAUGAUUCAUUCACAUUUGAUUCAAUUCCAAACAUGACAACAAUCAACACAGAAGUAUUUAAUACUAAAUCAUCCCAAGAAAUUCCAACAUUUGUUACAUUAAAUUCUGUUGUUGGAGAUUUCAUUCCAAGAGAAAUUGUAUUAAGAACUUCUUCACCAAUUAUUGAAGAUUUACCAAAGAUUAACCGUGAACUCACACAAACAAAUGAAGAAAUCUUUUCAAGUACUUAUUAUGUACCUGUUUAUUCCAUUGAUACAUCAGUAAUUACCGAAAUUGAUCAAAAUGAAUCAAUAACACAAACAAAUAUUCAAAAGCAUGUUUAUUCAGUUAUUAAUUCUAUUGUUGGAAGUAUUGAUCCAGUAAAUGAAGAAAUUUACCAUGAAUUUACACAAACAAAUGAAGAAAUAUUCACUAACAAUUAUACAAAACCUGCUUAUUCAGUUGUUAGUUCUAUUGUUGGAAAUAUUGAUCCAGAAAAGAUUCCUGAAUUGACUCAAACAAAUGAAGAAAUCUUUACUACAACAAGUUCUUAUUCUGUUCCAAGUUAUUCUACGACAACUUCUGUUAUAAGUGAAAUAGAACCAAGAGAAAUUGUUCUUAGAUCAUCCAAUGUUUUGUCGAAUGAAAUUAUUGAAAAGAAAGUUGAUUUGUCAAUUAAUUCUGAGUUAGAACCAAUUUCUAUCAUCAAAGAAAAUCAUUUAUCCUUAAAUCAAAAUGAAAAAAUUGAUUUCGUUCCAACAAAGAAUGAAUUCGAAUUAAGUAAAGUUUCUUAUUCUAAAGUCAUCACUGAAGAAGAGGAAGAACAAGAGAUUGCAAGUAGAGAUGCAAAGUUUGACUUAAGUGAGCAAAAAGAACUUUCCAAUCACAAUGAAAUUGUAUUUGAUUUCGUUCCAAAUCAAACAAACAAAUUCAAUUUGGACAAAUUCGAUGAAAUAUCAAUUUCUCCGAAAGUUUAUUUGUUGAGUCAUUGGAGUAGUGAAGAAACAGAAAUCAAAUCAGAAUCAAUUUCAUUUGAAACGAGUAACAUUUCUCAUUUCAAUUACCAGAAUGAAGAAAAUAAGAAAGAAAUCAAACUUGAAAUUGGUUUAGAAUCAUUUGAAACUGUUUCAAAUGUUGUUGUUGAUUACAAACCUAAAUUAGAAUCAUUUGUAAUUAAUGAUUUCGAAAUCCAAAAUGAACAGAAAUUAGAGAAAUAUAAUGAAAUCAUUUCCGAUAUUUCUAAUGAACAACAACAACUUGAAAUGAGUAAAUCAGUUCAUAACCAUCUAGAUUUGGCAGAAAAAUUAGAUCUAAUUAUUUCCGAUUCACAAACAAAUGAAAUUUCUGAAAUCAAACAUGAUUUCAACUUAAUUUCUCAUAAUCCAUUAGAAAUAGAACAAACAAAGAAGAAAUUACAGAUUUCUAACAAUGAUUUCUAUGUUGAAAAUCAUAAUGAAAUCAAUCUUAAGACUAUUGCUUUAGAUUCAUUUGAAAUCGAACAAGCAAAGAAAGUUUUAGUUGAAAAUGAAAAGAAAGUUGUUGAACUUCAAAAAGUUAUUUUGGAUUCAUUCGAUAUUGAUCAAACAAAGAAGAUCAAAUUAGAUAUUUCUAAUAAUGAUUUCUUUGUUGAAAAUCAAAAUGAAAUCAAUCUUCAAACCAUAGUUUUAGAUUCAUUUGAAUUCGAACAAGUUAAUAAGAAAUUAGAGAUUUCUAAUACUGAUUUCUUUGUCGAAAAUAUGAAGAAUGAGAUUAAAUUAGACACAGUUAAAUUUGAUCCAUUUGAAAUAGAGAAAACAAAGAAAGAAUUAUCAAUUUCAAACAAUGAUUUCUCAAUCAAUAACGAACAAAUUUCAGUUAAAUAUGAAACAGUUAAAUUUGAUUCAUUUGACAUAAUUAACAGUUAUUCUCCACUUCUUUCGAUUGUUUCAAAUGAUUCAUUGUAUUUAGAGAAAGAAGAGAAACAAACUAAAUAUGAAAAAGAGUUAUUAGAAUCGUUUGAAGUUCCAAUUCUUCAAAAAUCUUUGACAUUUAUUAGUCAAAAUUCAUAUGAAAUUGAUUUACCAACAAAGAAUGAAUUAUCAAUUUCAAAUGACAUCAAUUCAUUUAACAAUGAACAGAAGAUUGUUAAAUAUGAAACAAUUGUUUUAGAUUCAUUUGAAUUCCCAUUAAUUUCUCAACCAAAUGAAGAAGAAAAAGAUUUGGCAGUUUCUUAUCAAGAAAAGAAAGAAAAUCCUGUUUUGUCCGUUGUUUCAAGCGAAGUUUAUUACAUUGAUAAUCAAAUCAAAUCCGUUUCAUUAUCAUUGAUUGAACAAAAACCAUUUGAAGUCAUUCAUCAAUUACCUGUUUUAGAAUUAAGUUUAUCAUUAUCAAACGAAGAAGUUUAUAAUGAAAAAGUUCUUUCUAAACAUGAUGAAACAAUUGGAGACAUAAAGAAUGAAACAGAAUUGAGCUUUGAUUACAGCAAUUCUGUUUAUACAUCAUUCACAAACGAAUCAGAAACAAAGGAUUUGUUGAUAAGUGAUUCAUUGUCGAAUGAUUUCACUCAGAAACCAAAACUUUCUUGGAUCAGAGAAGAAAUCUUUUACUUGGAAACAGAUCAAGAUUUCAGAUAUCUCCACAACGCUUUGUCAUUAUCAAAUGCAAAUCAUUGCCAAGCUUCUUAUGUUUACUACGAAAAUGUUGAGAGUCAACUUUCCCUUGUUUCAAUGACUGAACCAAUUGAAAUAUUACCUAAAGAAGAAUCAAUAAAUAACAACAAAUUACUUGAGAUUUCAUCAGCAUCACAACAUGAAACAGAAUACAAACCAUCAUUGACAGUUAACUCGGACAUUGACAUCACAGACAUCGAACACAACAUCAAUGUUGAAUUAAGAAUCUCAGGAACGACAUCAGAAGAACGAACAAUUUUAGCUCAUCCAACACUUUCCAUUGAAGAAAACGAAUCCUCAAUUGAUCUCAACACAGAACCAAAUAAUACAACAUUUGACAUUGUUCAUAAUGAAUCAAUCAUUGACAUUGAUUCAGAAACAAAUAAUAAUAAAUCCAAACUUGAUCUCAGUGAUGUCAUUGUUGAAACUAUUGAACGUGAAGAACAUCAAUUUGAACUUUCCGAUCACAGAUCUAUUUAUGAACAACAAUCUAUCAAAGUUUGUGAAUCCUCUGUUGAAUUCAUCAUUGAUCAAGAAGAGAAAGAAUCAACUAAAUCAUUAAUUGUCUCACAAUCACAAGACGAAAUCGACAUUUAUUCAGAACCAACAUCACUUGAAUAUUCGACAACAACAUAUUCCGAAUUUGUUAGUAGAAUCGAAAAAACAAAUGAAGAACCAACAGAAAAGAAAGAAAAUCUUUCACUUUCAGUUUCCGAAAUCAAUUCCACAAACAUUGAUUAUUCUAAUCAACUUUCAGUCUCUGAUGUUUCUUUGAUUGAUCAUUCACAUGAACCAACACUUUCAUACACAAUCAAUCAUGAAAGUAUUGAUUUAUUACGAACAAUUCCACUUGACUUCUCAAGUCUUAAUUCAUAUGAAAAUGACUUCAAACAACCAACUCUUUCCAUUUACGAAAGCAAUAAUGAAAUUAAUAUUGAAGAACAAAAGACUAAACUUGAUAUUUCAACAGAAUCUUCCUCAAACUUCUACUAUUCACCAUCAUUAACUCUUAAGAGUUCAGUUGAAGAAGUUAAUGUUGAAUCAAUUUUGUCUACAUCAUUUGGAUUCUCAGAAAUUUCUUCCAAACAAUAUACUGUUGAAGAAGAAGAAACAAGUGAUGAUUCAGUAGAUUUUAAUUACAGCAAACUUGAUUACUUCAGAGUUAUUGGAGAAAAGUUCACAGAUCAUGAUCUUAAACUCACACUUUCAACAAACGAAGUUUAUUCACAAGAGAAAGAUAAAGAAACAGAUAAAAGAGAACAUAAUCUUAGUGUUGUUUCACAACCAACAGAAGAAAUCACAUCAAAUGUUGUUAAGUCAGAACUUAAUAUUUCAUCCAUUGAUUCAUUUGAAGUCAACAAACAAUUUUCAUCUAAUAACGAAAUCAAAUCACAAGAAAACAUUUUCAUUUCAUCACAACAACAAACCGAAUCAUUUGAACUUUCUAAAUUAUCAACAUUCGAAUAUCAUCCAGAUAAUACUAAUAGUUCAUUUGCAUUACACAAUGAAGAAACAAUGUUUAUUAAUAACAAUCACAAACAGAACAAUGUUUUGAAUUCACAACCAACAAUUUUCAUUUCAAAUGACGAAUCCAAGAAACAACUUGAUGUUUCAACAACAACAUCAUAUGAGAAAGAAGAAGAAGAAGAAAAAGAAAUUGUUGAAGAAUUUAAAGAAGACAAAUCACAUUCAUUUGUUAUUUCUAAUGAAAACAUCAUCAGUUAUGAAUCAUCCUUAGUUGACAGAACAUUUAAUACUACAAAUAGUUUGGUCAGUGACAUUGAACCACGCGAAAUCAUUCUUCGCUCAUCAUCUGCUUUAUCCAAUGAAAUCAUUGAAAACAAAGUUGAUUUGUUAAUUGACACAAAUGUAUUUGAAUUACCUAAAGAAGAAAUCAAAUACGAAAUUUGUGAAAAUGAGUCAUCAAUAUUCGAACAAAUUCCACAAGAACACGAAAAUGUUCUUUCUGAUUUUGUUCAUUCAGUUGAUAUCCAAGAAAACACUUCAGUUCUCAAUGUUAUUUCACUUGAACAAAUCAACAUCAUUCCAGAAGAAACAGAGUUAUUAUCAAGAGACGCCAGAUUUGAUGGAAAUGAAAACAAAGAACUUUCAAAUUACAAUGAAACAAUAUUUGAUUUCGUUCCAACAAACAAAUCAUCAAUAACUAACUUUGAGAAUAUCAACAUUUCUCCUGUUUCUAAAUCAUAUAAUUUGUCUCAUUUCAACUCAGAAACAGAAGUAAUUGAACCAACAUCAAUUGAUUUCUCAACAAGUGAUGUUACUUAUAACAUUUACCAAAUUAAUGAACAAAGGAAACUUUCAUUAGAAUCAAAUCUUUAUAAUGAUUUUGUUGAUCUUACUAAGUCUAAAGAUGAAAAACAAUUAGAAAUUCAUAAUGAAAUCAUCACUGAAAUCAAUAUACUACCAAGUGAUUUAUCUAUUAGCAAAGCUGUUGUUAACAUUGUUAAACCAGAAAUCGUUAAUUUAUCAAUCACAGAACUUGAGAAAUUCUCCAUUGAUAACAAACAAAAUACUGAAUCUUCCAUUGAUAAUUCAACAAUUUCUAUUGAUCCAGAAGAUAAAUUAUCAUUAGAAACAAGUGAAUUAGAAGUUCAUGAUUAUAAUUUGUCUGAAAAGACGAAUUUAGUUCAAUCAGAAUCAAAUUAUCACUUCAAAGAUUCAGCAGAAAUCAAACUUUCCAAGUCAGAAUCAUUCCAUCAUUUCUGCAGUUCUCAACCAAAUCUUUCUAUUAUGAAGCCAACAGAACAGUUCUACUGCGAGAAAGAUAACUAUAACAAGUUCAAUUGCGAGAUUUCAUCAGAAGAAAUUGUUAAUUUUGCAGAAAAAGUUCAAACAAAACUUGGAAUUUCUACAUCAAUUUCAUCAUCAUUUACAUUUGUUCCAUCAUUAAAUGUCGAUAAAUAUGAAAUUGACAUUGAAAACGAAACGAAAGAAUUCUCUGUUUGUCACAAUGAUUCAAUUGACAUUGUUUGCGAAGAAAAAGAAGUAGAAAGUAAAGAUGUUGAUAAAGACUUCAAUGAAUCAGAAUCAGAAGAAGUUAAAACACUUAAUCUUUCUAUUGAAAGUAACGAAAUCAUUGACAAGAUUUCAUCACCACAAAACUUAUCUAUCACCGAUGACAUCAAUGAAUUCGAGAUUGAAGCAAGAAUUCCUCAACAAUUUAGUCUUAUUUCACAAGAAGUUGCCAAUUCACCAAGUACGAAACAAAACAUCUCUAUUUUAAGUGACGUUUAUGAAUUCUCUAAAUCGGAAACAGAAAAUGUUCAAUUUUCAGUUGAUUCACAUGAUAUCUUUGAUCAAGAAGAAUUGACUAAACAUAACUUAUCAAUCACAGAAACAGCAACCGAAUAUGAGAAAUCAGAAAAUAAUAUCAAAUUCGAUAUUAAUUCCCAAGACAUCUUUGAGAAACAAAUCGAAGAUAAACAGAAGAUUAAUCUUUCCGUUGAUUCACAUGAUAUCUUUGAGAAAGAACAAGAGAAGUUUAAUGUUUCUAUUUCAGAGGAUAAGAAUGAAUUUGAAAAACAAGAACAAAAUAUUAAAUUAGAUAUUGAUUCACAUGAUAUCUUCGAAAAGAAUGAAGAAGAAAAACAAAACGUUUCUAUUUCACAAGAAAAGAAUGAAUUUGAAGUUUCCGAACAAACAAUUAAUCUUUCAGUUGAUUCUCAGAACAUCUUCGAGAAGAAGGAAGAAAAGAUUAAUUUAUCAGUUAAUUCACAAGAAAUCAUUGACAUUGCAAUGAAAGAAGAAGAUGAAGAAAAGAAACAUAACUUAUCAAUUACUAAUCAUUUGGAUGAAUUCGAAGUUGAACAACAAACCAAAGAAACACUUCAUAUUUCAGAAUCUCUACACUCUACUAUUUCUCAUGAAGCACAACUUGUUAUUUCAGGUGACAUCGACAUCACAGAUCUUGAUCCACAUAAUCAACCAAGUGAUGAAAAUCAUAAUCUUUCACUUGAAGUUGGUGAUUUGAAUGUUCAUGAAACAGUUGAAGAGCAAACUAAAGAACCAAUUAAAUAUGAAGUUAACAAAUGUGAAAUUGCAUCAAUAGAAUCAACAACAACUGAAUUUGAACUUAGCAAACCAUCACAAUUUGUUUACAUUCCAAUCACAAAUGAAAUCAGUGUUAGUUCUUCAACAUUCUAUGAGAUUCCAACAACAGAAAGAAAACUUUCUCUUUAUACAAAUGAAUUUGUUGAAAUUCCAUAUAAAAAUGGUGAAACCAAAUCAGAAACUAUUUACAAACCAACAAUUGAGUUCUCAGAAGAUAUUUCACAUGAGAAACCAGAAAUUACAAGAAAUAUCACAAUUCAAAAACCAGAAGAACAAAUUUCUCUUCAACCAAAGGUUUAUCUUCUUUCUCAUUACCCCGGAAACGAAGAAACUGUUGAAUCAACAGAGAUUUCAUUGAAUAAAAGCAAACCAUCACAUUCCUCAUAUACCUCUGAAGAUAACAAUCAUCAUUAUGAAGCAGCAUCAAUUUCUAUUGAUGAAACAAUUCUUUCUCAUGAAGUUAUUCAUGACCAAACUAAGUUAUCUAUCAACAAUGAAGUAAUUGCAGACAAUGAAAGUGAUUCAGUAGAUUUUAAUUACAGCAAACUUGAUUACUUCAGAGUUAUUGGAGAAAAGUUCACAGAUCAUGAUCUUAAACUCACACUUUCAACAAACGAAGUUUAUUCACAAGAUAAAGAUAAAGAAACAGAUAAAAGAGAUCACAAUCUUAGUGUUGUUUCACAACCAACAGAAGAAAUCACAUCAAAUGUUGUUAAGUCAGAACUUAAUAUUUCAUCCAUUGAUUCAUUUGAAGUCAACAAACAAUUUUCAUCUAAUAACGAAAUCAAAUCACAAGAAAACAUUUUCAUUUCAUCACAACAACAAACUGAAUCAUUUGAACUUUCUAAAUUAUCAACAUUCGAAUAUCAUCCAGAUAAUACUAAUAGUUCAUUUGCAUUACACAAUGAAGAAACAAUGUUUAUUAAUAACAAUCACAAACAGAACAAUGUUUUGAAUUCACAACCAACAAUUUUCAUUUCAAAUGACGAAUCCAAGAAACAACUUGAUGUUUCAACAACAACAUCAUAUGAGAAAGAAGAAGAAGAAGAAGAAAAAGAAAUUGUUGAAGAAUUUAAAGAAGACAAAUCACAUUCAUUUGUUAUUUCUAAUGAAAACAUCAUCAGUUAUGAAUCAUCCUUAGUUGAUCGAACAUUUAAUACUACAAAUAGUUUGGUCAGUGACAUUGAACCACGUGAAAUCAUUCUUCACUCAUCAUCUGCUUUAUCCAAUGAAAUCAUUGAAAACAAAGUUGAUUUGUUAAUUGACACAAAUUACAAACAAAUUGACAUUGACAAUGAAAUUCAAUUAUCAAUCACUAAAUCAACUGAUGUUGAAAUUUCUCCAGUCACUUACAGUUCUCUUCUUUCAAACACAUACAAUAUUGUUGCAGACAUUGAACAAGAAGAAGGAAACUUCAUCAGUCGAGAUAUUGACAUUAAAUCACCUGUUUUAAGUAGUGAUAAUUCAUUUGAAAUCAGUUUAAAUACAACUCACAAGGAAUUAAUUUCACAUCCAAUUGAUUCUGUUUCAAUCUCACCAACAAAGAAAGUUUAUUUGUUGACUCAUUGGUCAGGAGAAGAAACAGAUAUCAAACACGAACUUCCUCAUCUUAAACAAAGUGAUUUAUCUCAAUUUGAAGUUACUCAAAACUUUGUUUCUAAGUUACAACUUUGUGAUUUAGAAAAUUCAUUUGAUUUAAUGCCAAAACAAACAGAAUCUUCAAUUUCUAAUUUAGAACAAUUGUUUAUCGACAACAACAAAUCAGAGAAAGAAGAAUUUGAAUUGUCUGAAGUUUAUCACAAUUCUAUUUCUCAACAAGAUAUUAAGGAAACAAAGAAACUUUCAUUGAGUAACUCAAUGUCAAAUGAAAUGUUGAAGACACAGAAAUUCUCAUUCGAAAGAGAUGAAAUAUUCUACGUAGAAUCAUUAAGAAUCAACAAAUUACUUGAGAUUUCAUCAGCAUCACAACAUGAAACAGAAUACAAACCAUCAUUGACAGUUAACUCGGACAUUGACAUCACAGACAUCGAACACAACAUCAAUGUUGAAUUAAGAAUCUCAGGAACGACAUCAGAAGAACGAACAAUUUUAGCUCAUCCAACACUUUCCAUUGAAGAAAACGAAUCCUCAAUUGAUCUCAACACAGAACCAAAUAAUACAACAUUUGACAUUGUUCAUAAUGAAUCAAUCAUUGACAUUGAUUCAGAAACAAAUAAUAAUAAAUCCAAACUUGAUCUCAGUGAUGUCAUUGUUGAAACUAUUGAACGUGAAGAACAUCAAUUUGAACUUUCCGAUCACAGAUCUAUUUAUGAACAACAAUCUAUCAAAGUUUGUGAAUCCUCUGUUGAAUUCAUCAUUGAUCAAGAAGAAAAAGAAUCAACUAAAUCAUUAAUUGUCUCACAAUCACAAGACGAAAUCGACAUUUAUUCAGAACCAACAUCACUUGAAUAUUCGACAACAACAUAUUCCGAAUUUGUUAGUAGAAUCGAAAAAACAAAUGAAGAACCAACAGAAAAGAAAGAAAAUCUUUCACUUUCAGUUUCCGAAAUCAAUUCCACAAACAUUGAUUAUUCUAAUCAACUUUCAGUCUCUGAUGUUUCUUUGAUUGAUCAUUCACAUGAACCAACACUUUCAUACACAAUCAAUCAUGAAAGUAUUGACUUAUUACGAACAAUUCCACUUGACUUCUCAAGUCUUAAUUCAUAUGAAAAUGACUUCAAACAACCAACUCUUUCUAUUGAAUCAAAUAAUAAUGAAAUUAAUAUUGAAGAACAAAAAGUUGAAUUACAUAAGAUCAAUCUUUCAUUAGAGAGAAAUGACAAUGAAGUUGAUUUAUCAUUUGAAGAAGAAGACAAAGUUAAACUUGAUUUAUCAGAUGUUCAUUUCCAGACUCAUGAAUUUGUUCCUGUUUUGUCAAUAGUUCAAAAUCAUGAAGAGAUUGAGUUCCCAAGAAAUAUUUCUAAACUUGAUUUAUCAAAUGACCAAACAUUUGAACUAGAAUCAACAAAGAUUUCUAAUUCAUUCACUUUAGAAAAACUCGAAUCACAAGAAAUUGUUUCAAACAUCAAUUUGAAACUUUCCAAACAAGAAGAAAAUGAAAUCAAUGUUGAAUCUGAUUCUCCAACAUUCGAGUUGAGUUCCAUUUCAUUUAGCACUGUCCAACCAAUUCAACAACAACAGAAUGAAUUAUCUUAUGUUUCAUCAGCACAAAUACAAUAUUCAUACAAACCAGUAAUGAAUAUUUCCAACUUAGAACCAAUAGAAAUCAAACAAAAUAACAAAUUUGUUUUGGAUGAAACAUCAUCUUUGUUUGAAGUUCCUUUAAUUUCACCAAUUUAUUCAACUAAGAUUGUUUUCGAUGAUUUCAUUUCUAAUGAAAAACAAAUUCCUAAUUUACAAAAACAAAAUUUAGUUGAUAUUUCAAUUGAUCCAACCAAACACAGUUGUUCAAUUUGGUCAGAAAAUCAUUCAAUUGAAUCAGAAGAGAAAUCAUUUGAUAAUUCAGAGAUAACAUAUAAUUCAUUCGAGAGGAGAAUGAAUCCAUUAUCUAUUUUCAGUUCUCAACAAUUUGAUUUAGAAAAUCAAUCACAAAGAAACAAAAUUUCUCGGUUUGUUUAUGAUUAUAUAACAAUAAACAAACAAAACAAACUUUCUUUGUCAUCAACAAAUGAAGAAAUUAAUUUGAUUGCUGAAUCUACACCAAUUUUGGAUCUUUCCAUUUCAUCAGCAAAUGAAAUAAUUGAUUUGAUGAGUGAAACAAAUCUUUCUUUAUCAAAUAACAACGAAAUAAUUGGUUUCAUUGGAAAUUCCAACAAAUUAAAUCUUUCUUCAACAGAAGGAUUUGAUUUAGAAACAGAAACGAAUCUAAUGAUUUCAUCUGUUAACAAUGAAAUCAACAUUAAUAAUGAAAAAUCAUUUGUUUUCAUUUCUGAUGCUGUUUCAAAUGAAUUCAUGAAAGAAGAAUUAACAAUGACAAUGAAUACAAAUGUUGUUGCAGAUAAUGAAUCAGAAUCUCCUUCAUUUGAGUAUUCAUCUAUUGAUUACCACAUUUUAUCAUUAGAUCAUCCAAAGAAAGUCAAAUUAACAGUCUUAGAAUCAAAUGAAUUCGAAAGAUUACCAAAUAACAUGAAUUUGGACAUUUCCAAUCUAAUAGAAUCAAACAUUUACCACACAACAACAUUUAAUCAUCAAAAUCAAGAAAUUUUUGAUGUCAAAUCUUCUCCACAAAAGAGAGAAACUGUUUCUCAAGAAGAAAUCCCUGUUUUCGAGUUAUCAGAGUGCCAUUAUCGUAACCACAGUCCAUUACCAAUCAAAUACAAGUUGAUUUCUCAGAAAGAUUCAAUUAUAAAUAUUCAGAACAAUGUAAACCUCUCAAUUUGUGACGAUAAAUUUGAAUUCAAUUUAUCACAACAAGAAGAAAAGAAAGAAUUAAAGAUCUCCAAUUCCACAAUCAGAGAUAUAAAUUUAUAUGAUGAGAAAGUACCUCCAAAAGUUUCAGAAAAUGUUGUAAGUGAACAAAUAUUUAAUGAAACAAAAUUAUCUUUGUCGAAUUCCGAAAUUUACCAAAAUACUCCACAGAUUAACAGUGACGAUGAGGAAAUUCCAUCAUUUACAUUGUCUUCAUCAUCAUACUUCAACAAUAUCCCUCAAAUUAAUGAACCAAAGAUGAUUUUCCAAAUUUCGAAAUCAGAUAUCUUUGACAACAACGAGAAUCACAAAGAUUAUCAUCCAAUACUUGGUUUAUCACAUGUUGUAGAGAAUAAUCUCAUGGUUUCAUCAUCAUUAGUUGAGAAUUUCUCUCAAACAAAAACAGAAAUUUUGAAUUUGCAAAAUUCUGCUCCAAAUUCAUUCGAAAUUGGCCAAAUCGGAGAUACUUCACCAUUUAUAGAGAUGAUGCCUCCAUUACCUGAUAUUAUUGAUCUUUCCAUUUCCCAUGCAGUGAUCAAUGAAUCAUUCUACAGUUCGAAGAAGAACUCUGUUUAUGAUCCAAUCAUUUGCGAAUCUCAUUUCGUUUCUUUGGGAUGUGACAGGUUAAAUACAAGAGAAUCUUCAUCUUUGGAUGUUGAUUUACUUGUAUCUGAUCCACUCUCUCUUAACAUGGAAAGAACAGUUAAUUUGACACAAACAAAUUCAUGGAAUUUCACAAUAGAAGGUUGUGAAAAAUCCAAUGAAAAAGUGAAUUUGUUUGUUGAUAAUUUGGAAAUUUUCGAAAGAGAAGGAACAUCAGGAGUCUCCAAUUUACUUGAGAAGGCUUACGGAAAGAAAGUCAAAGAAUCAGAUUCAAUCAUUGAUGAAAACGAAAAACUAAAGAUGAGAGUAGAAAUGAUGAAGAAUAGAUAUGAAACAAUGAAACAAAAAUUCACAAAUUCUAUUGGACAACAAGCAGAAAAAGCUCAAAAACUUGAAGAAGAAAAUGCCAAAUUAGAAGUAGAAAACAUGAGAUUGAAACAAAGAAACAAAUCUCUUCUUAACCAAGCAGAAUCAAAGAUAAUGAAACUCUUAAAGAGACAAAAUGAAGAAAAAUAUCUUCCUAUUUGUGAUAUUUCUAUUUCUUCAUUUUACGAAACAGAAGAAGAACAGAAACCAACUUUGUCUGUUACAGAACUUAAUGAUUCAUCUGUUGACAUCAUCUUCAAACCAAAUUCUGUUGUUGUUCAAUCUGUUCCACGACAAAACAUCAUUUUGUCAACAGUUAAAAGCCAAACAUUCGAAAGAAUUGACAGAAAACUCGCAAUGUUCCAUCAGACAGGUUCUGUCACUAUGUCGAGUAUUGCACCAACGGAAGACAAAGCAUUCCUAGUGGUCGGUGGUCAAUCAUCAUAUUCGUUUGUUUCGCAAUUGCCGAGAUUGACAUUCGACUUCAAACACAUCAAUGUUUUGCCUCCAGAAAAAUCUUUCAUGCAUAUGGAAGUUUUGGAGCCAAUUGCACAUAUCCAUUCCGAAAUAAAGAGGAAGAAAUAUGUCGAUGCAAACACCCAAAAAUUCGAAGUCAAACCUGAAAGUGUCGACAUUUGUUUGGCUGUUUCUAAUUUAAUUGUAAUUGAAUCUCAUAAUUCAAUUGCACUUUCCAUUUCUGCUCGACCAAAUGCAUUCGAAACUGAUCCAUUUGCACAGUAUUUCUCAAGUCCACAGUCAUUUGGAGAGUCAAUAAGAGCACCUUUGUCUCCUCCAAGAAGAUUGAGCAAGAAAUCUCCUGAAAUGAUCAAAUUCGUGAACUCUCCGAAACCAAUAUUUACUCCGCCAAGUUCUCCAUCGCAAGAGAAGAAGACAAGGACAUUGGUUAUUUCUAAACCGAAUAUAUCAUUGUCUGUGUUGAAGAAGAAUUCGGCAUUGACAGUUUCUGGACUCACAAGUUACGGCAAAUCGCAAACAGACAAAAGUUUGUCGUUUGGUGAUUCAUUUUCUUUGUCAGUUCCAAUUCAAAAUAUUCCAAGAGUGAGGUCCUUCGAUGAUGAAGCCGAAGAAGACUCCAUGAGCAAGGACUCACUCAUAGCAAUGCUCAGACAAAGAGUAGAUGGCUUGAAUCAGCAACUUUCACAACAAAUUCAAAGAGAAUCUGAACUCGUCGAAGAGCUCGGAAGAGUUAGACGCAACUAUGCAGCUAUUAUUAGUCAGUAA